CAUGAACCUCAUGACUGCAGGAAUUAUUCCAUUGCUGCUGGUCUUGCACUGCAAGCUGAUGUCUGGGAAACCAUUGCCGAUGCAGAAAGGCAAUCUCAUGUGCAACAAUUCAAGUCAAUGCAACCAUCACGUCUUCAGUCAGGUUCGGCACCAGGUGGCAGAUCUGAACAGGCGGGCUCCAGGUCUAUUGAACCUCUACGUGGAAAAACAAGGCCACGCAUUCAAUCCGAAGAAACUGAAUCAUGUCUGCCCACUUAAUGCCACUUUCCCUUCUAUCAAUCAAACAAAUGACGAAAAGGAGAUCCUGAUAGCCCUGUACAAGAUCUUCGUCUUUUUCCAAACCUCGUUGGGCAACAUCAGCAUAGAUCAAGAGGUCAUCAACAGCGAUGCCACUCAGCUGCUACAAAACCUCAAUCAAACCUCUGAAGCGGUUCGAGGCCUCCUUUCCAACCUCACGUGCCUGCUGUGCUCUGUGUACAACGUCACCCACGUGGAUGUGACUUAUGGCAGCAGCUCCAGUUGGAAGCAUAUGUUCCAGAGUAAGAAGCAAGGCUGCCAGGUGCUAAGGUGGUACAAAGGAGUCAUCUCAGAGGCAGCUUCCAUCUUGAAGAAACUCCACAAGCCGGUAUAA
Sphaerodactylus townsendi is the source of this 631-nucleotide messenger RNA. RefSeq names its product LIF interleukin 6 family cytokine (gene LIF). NCBI's taxonomy places the organism in Eukaryota, Metazoa, Chordata, Lepidosauria, Squamata, Sphaerodactylidae. The coding region runs from base 2 to 631 and encodes 209 amino acids. The record is from RefSeq and is a predicted model, not a curated record. Gene Ontology annotation, biological process: immune response. Gene Ontology annotation, cellular component: extracellular region. Gene Ontology annotation, molecular function: leukemia inhibitory factor receptor binding; cytokine activity. The transcript is spliced from 3 exons.